Molecule: messenger RNA, 2454 nt
Organism: Rhizophagus irregularis DAOM 181602=DAOM 197198
Lineage: Eukaryota; Fungi; Glomeromycota; Glomeromycetes; Glomerales; Glomeraceae
Source: RefSeq, a predicted model, not a curated record
AUGAGGUUUUUAGUUAUUUUUAUAUCCUAUAUUAUAAAGGAAUAUGUCUUCUACACCUUUAUCGAACUAGACUGGUCUUCCACUCCACAACAUUCGUAUGUUCAACUCGGUGACUCUACACCACCUGAAAAUAACUCAGAUGAUAUAUCAUAUAAUACUGAGCGGCCAGCAUUACUUUCCGCUAAGGAUGUCCUUUCUCUUGAUAUUGAUGAUAUCUAUCCUUAUACGUACUCAACUCUUCAUUUUGAAGACAACGAUACGGAAAAUAUAUAUGACGACGAAGACUACUUUCAACAGCUAUUACAGGCUAAUUUAAACGCUGAAAUAGAAGUAAUUAGCGUAGUCAGAAAUGAUAAACCUCCCGUUGACGACACUCCUUUAACUCCCAUACAGGAGAUUAAUCCUAUACCACCUUUGGAUACUGCACCUCUUUUAGAUAAUAUACCUAUAGUCGAGAACAUUAAUCCUAUACCAUCUUUGGAUACUGUGCCUCUUUUAGAAAACUUACCCAUAGUUGAGAACAUCAUUUCUAUACCACCUCUGGAUACUGUGUCUCUUUUAGAAAAUUUACCUAUAGUCGAGAACAUUAAUUCCAUACCACCUUUGGAUACUGCGCCUCUCAUAGAAAAUUUACUGAUAGUUGAGAAAAAAAAUACUUUGCUGGUCUCCCUGAAAAAAUUUCACGUGACUACGCCAAAACGUUCUGGUUAUAACAAGAUUUAUGAAAUUCGGCGCUCUAGGAGUUUCUUUUUUGAGCUUGCAGAUCAUAAUCAAAACACCAAUGAAAUUCAUUUGAAGAUACACACAAAUGAUUAUCACAUGAAAACUAAACCGAUUAGUUAUAAUAACACUAGUUCAUUCCCCAAUGACAAAUAUCAAAUCAGCUGCAUGCUUACACAUUUUUUCACCUCACAAAGAGUCAUCCCACGUCGAAUACAAGACAAAUAUUUUAAUUUCUUACGUAAUAAAUUAUUGGAUAGAAUUAAAAUAAUAAGAUCACGUGCUACUAGCACUUCUAAUCGAAAUUAUUCUACGAAAACAUUUUUUAAUUUUAUUCAUAAGAAACGUCAUUUUUACUUUGGCAUUUAUAUUCCUUGCCCCUAUAUUAAUGACCCUGAACAUUUUCAUAAUGACACACCAUGUAAUAUCCCUACUCCUUUCGUCAUGUCGCACAAUAGACGCUCAUGCGUUAUGCAUCAACAUACCUUCUCACAAAAGCAUUGUUUUAAAAAUAUUAAAAAGAAACAUGAAUCCAAAUUGGAUGAUAUUCCUACAGAUUUCUUCAAUGACAAAUCAUCUCACGCCAAUUUAUUAUAUUACAGAUGGCUUAAUGGUAAAUCAAAACAUAUUACCUCUAGACAACUGGGUAUUUCGUAUAACAGCAAUAUUCAAGCUAGAGAUCCCUCUACAACUUUCAAAAAAGGCAAAAAAUACAUGUAUCGAAAAUGCUUAGCCAAGCUCGAACAUAGUUGGUCUCCUAAUUUACGUACACAAAAACAACAAGAUAUACGUUUCAAGCGCUCUUGCCGUCGUGUUUUUAAUAAAUUGCGUCCACCACCUGAUCAUAAGGUCAAUAACCAGGAUUAUUUAGCGAUUGCACGCAGACAUCAUUUUCUAUUCAUGAAAUCUCAAAAGAUUAAUGCACCUGUUCGACACUUAUCGUACAAACAAUGUGAUUCAAUCCUGAACGCUAACGACUAUUCGUUCUUGGUUCCUUACUUCACUACGGACUUCAACCACAAGCAACAAAUCAUGACAAAACUCACUCAAGCAUCAUCAUCUACUGGCCCUUCUGCACCGCCUGAGAAUUAUGAUCCAAUUCCGGAUGUGUUCAUUCCUAAAAAAUACCAUGAUAUUAUACCUAAGGACCCGAUUUAUGUGAAUAAUCGUUAUGUGGUUCCUGGAUCUAGAGAAUGGUUUACUUAUAUGUAUAACGUUGAUGAAUCUUAUUAUCCACCAGAGAGUAGUACCCCUCGUUACAACGCUAAAGGGAAAUAUAUCGCAAGAACUCCUAUAUACCGAUCAGGAGUAGUAGAAAAUUACGUACCAUCUUAUAUCGUAGAAAAAUCUCAAUUACGGAGAAUGGAAAAAAUAAGAGAGGAAGCUUUAACAAAAGAGGCAGCAUAUCAUGGAACUACCUUCAAGCAUUAUAAUGCUCGUGCUAACAUUAUUAAAUCCUUAACAGACGCAUCAUUUCAUUUUCACGAACGAACACCUAGUUAUUUGGCCAGAAGACUAGAAAAUCACAAUUCAGGUUUUAGUAAUACCACGUUAGAUAAAAAUCAUAAUAAGGGUCUCAAGAAAAAUAAUCUCCGAACCCAAGGGGCUAUCCGAUUUCCUACGCAUCACUAUAUUGAUGUAUCAGAUGAUACAGCAGAGGUCGAAUAUCGACCAACAAACGUGAUAAUAUUAAUAAUGAGAAUCAUUAUUUCUCAUUUCUGGAUCAUAACAUGA